Messenger RNA from Syzygium oleosum, 2080 nucleotides. RefSeq lists its product as uncharacterized. Lineage: Eukaryota; Viridiplantae; Streptophyta; Magnoliopsida; Myrtales; Myrtaceae. Gene Ontology annotation, molecular function: phosphomannomutase activity. The record is from RefSeq and is a predicted model, not a curated record. The coding region runs from base 104 to 1951 and encodes 615 amino acids. The transcript is spliced from 7 exons. Gene Ontology annotation, cellular component: chloroplast stroma. Gene Ontology annotation, biological process: carbohydrate metabolic process.
UGAACUCACCUCCAACCUUAUCUUCUCAUACAUAAAAGAGUAUGGUUUUCUCUUGCUGAGUACCGUGACAAUUUCGGACUUCGGCUCCAAGAACACUGGCAACAUGGCGUCCGCUUCGCUAUCCUCGAUAACACUUCAAAACAUGAGCGCCCUGAAAUCAACGAUUAUCCCCUCCUCUUCCCCCACAAAACCGUUACCGAUGAACCUUAGUGUAAUAUUUAUGUGCCGUCCAAUAAGGAGUAAAGGAGUUAGAUCGUUGGGUGUCGCGAGGUACGAUGAAGUUGUGGUCGACGACGAAAUUGACAAGAUCCGGAGGCUCCAAAACGGGUCGGAUGUGCGUGGUGUCGCACUGGAGGGCGAGAAGGGCCGGGAGGUGGACCUGACGCCGCCGGCGGUGGAUGCGAUCGCGGAGAGCUUCGGGGAGUGGGUGAUCAAGGGCUUGGAGAGCGAAAAUGGGAGGCCGGUCGAGGACGUUAGGGUUUCCCUUGGGAGGGACCCCAGGAUUUCCGGCUCGGCGUUGAGUGUGGCUGUGUUUGCCGGGCUGUCCAGAGCCGGCUGCAUGGUGUUCGACAUGGGGCUUGCUACGACACCAGCUUGUUUCAUGAGCACCGUGUUGGACCCGUUCUCUUACGAUGCUUCCAUUAUGAUGACAGCAUCUCACUUGCCUUACACCCGGAACGGCCUGAAGUUCUUCACGAAGAAGGGAGGGCUGACCUCGCCGGAGGUGGAGGAGAUAUGCCACCAGGCCGCCCGCAAGUAUGCGAAUCGGCUGGCAAAGGUGUCGACCAUGCUCGCCACUCCCCCAACCCGGGUCGACUUCAUGAGCGCCUACGCAGCGUACCUCCGAGACAUCAUCAAGGAAAGAGUGAAUCACCCCACGCACUAUGACACGCCCCUCAAAGGCUUCCACAUCAUAGUAAACGCUGGGAAUGGCUCAGGAGGCUUCUUCACAUGGGACGUGCUGGACAAGCUCGGCGCGGACACCUUCGGCUCGCUCCACCUCAACCCGGAUGGCAUGUUCCCCAGCCACAUCCCGAACCCCGAGGACAAGACUGCCAUGGCCCUCACUCGGGCCGCCGUCCUAGACUACUCGGUCGACCUCGGGAUCGUCUUCGACACCGACGUGGACCGCAGCGGUGUGGUCGAUGCUAAGGGCAACCCGGUCAACGGGGACAAGCUCAUUGCCCUCAUGUCCGCAAUCGUCUUGAGGGAGCACCCAGGGACGACGGUGGUGACCGAUGCUCGCACGAGCAUGGCCCUCACGAAGUUUAUUACGGAUAGAGGAGGCCAUCACUGCCUGUACCGGGUCGGUUAUAGGAAUGUCAUCGAUAAGGGGGUUCAGCUCAAUAAGGACGGGGUCGAGGCUCAUCUGAUGAUGGAAACGUCCGGCCACGGCGCACUCAAGGAGAAUUAUUUUCUUGAUGACGGCGCUUACAUGGUCGUUAAAAUCAUCAUCGAGAUGGUACGGAUGAAGCUCGCGGGAUCUAACAACGGGAUCGGCAAUCUCAUAGAAGAUCUCGAAGAGCCAUUAGAGUCCACGGAACUCAGGAUGAAUGUCAUCGCGGAGCCUAGACAUGCGAAAGCGAAGGCCGUAGAGGCGAUCGAGGCAUUUCGACAAUACAUUGAGGAAGGGAGGCUUCAGGGAUGGGAGCUGGAUUCCUGUGGAGAUUGCUGGGUGAGCGAAGGUUGCCUCGUCGACUCGAACGAAACGCCGGCGGCCAUAGAUGCUCAAAUGUACCGGGCAAAGGUUUCCGACGAGGAAAAUGGGCAAUACGGUUGGGUACACCUCCGGCAGAGUAUUCACAAUCCGAAUAUUGCUGUCAAUAUGCAAUCGACAGUGCCCGGAGGUUGUCGGUCCAUGGCUGCAGUUCUUAGAGACAAGUUUCUCCUUGCCAGCGGAAUGAACAAGACCCUCGACAUUAGUCAGAUUGACAAAUACUUAGGCAGUUAAAAUUAUUAAUUAUAUGUGCCACUCCAGUAGAAGUUAAUCAUAGAAGUUGCUCGAGAAGACUAUUUAUUAAACGUAUACAGGACACUUCAUGUUGCAUAUACAUUAUUGUAUAUAGAACACACUUAUUCC